AUGAACGAUGUCGCAUCGCAUAAGUACGCCUCCAUAUUUGCGAAGCCACUAACGGAGCGGGACGCCCCGGGUUAUAAGAACCUUAUUUACCGGCCCCAAGAUAUCAAGUCUAUAAAAUCCGCCAUCCAUCAGGGAAGCAAAGCAGUGGCAGCCGCCACAGAGGCUGUAAAUACUCCAAGUGGAGAAAACGUCGAGUCUCCCGGCCCUCUCCAAGGACAUGGCACCCCGUCGAGAACCAACGGCUUGUUACUAAAAAGAACCGCAGAGCUGAUCCCUCCCAAGGGCAUCGUCAAUUCAGCGCAACUAGAGAUGGAACUUGUUCGAAUGUUCGCGAACGCGGUGAUGUUUAACCCAACGCCGGACAAGACUUUUGGUUCAUCUUUCCCGAUGCAGAGCAAUUGGACUUCUCGAGAGGGGUCACAGGUUUCGGAUAUGGAUGAGGGCGGUAUCAUCAAUGACACGCUGAAGAUGUAUGAUGAUGUGGAGAAGGCUGUAUCCCGGUGGCGCGCGGCGGAGCGGGCUGUCGAUGAUGUUGGUGGUAAAACGCGGAUGAAGUGA
Molecule: messenger RNA, 558 nt
Organism: Histoplasma mississippiense
Lineage: Eukaryota; Fungi; Ascomycota; Eurotiomycetes; Onygenales; Ajellomycetaceae
Exons: 2
Coding region: 1-558 (185 amino acids)
Cellular component (GO): NuA4 histone acetyltransferase complex
Molecular function (GO): protein binding
Source: RefSeq, a predicted model, not a curated record